Messenger RNA from Sciurus carolinensis (gray squirrel), 3933 nucleotides. It is a transcript of the gene Elac2, whose product is annotated as elaC ribonuclease Z 2. The transcript is spliced from 24 exons. Lineage: Eukaryota; Metazoa; Chordata; Mammalia; Rodentia; Sciuridae. Gene Ontology annotation, biological process: mitochondrial tRNA 3'-end processing. The coding region runs from base 55 to 2529 and encodes 824 amino acids. Gene Ontology annotation, molecular function: 3'-tRNA processing endoribonuclease activity. The record is from RefSeq and is a predicted model, not a curated record. Gene Ontology annotation, cellular component: mitochondrion.
GGGCACGCGACUGAGGUGACGGGCUGCAUUCUCAGCCCAGGUGGAGACAGGCGCAUGUGGGCGCUCCGCUCGCUGCUGCGUUCCGUGGCCGGGCGCACCAUGUCGCAGGGACCCGCCCGCCGCCAGCGGCCGCCCAAGGACCCCCUGCGACACUUGCGCACGCGGGAGAAGCGCGGCCCGUCAUGGGGCCCUGGGGGCCCGAACACCGUGUACCUGCAGGUAGUGGCGGCUGGCGACCGUGACGCGGGCUCCGCGCUCUACGUCUUCUCGGAGUACAACCGGUAUCUCUUCAACUGCGGAGAAGGCGUCCAGAGACUAAUGCAGGAGCACAAACUGAAGGUUGCUCGCUUGGACAACAUAUUCCUGACACGAAUGCACUGGUCUAAUGUUGGGGGAUUGUGUGGAAUGAUUCUUACUUUAAAGGAAACCGGGCUUCCAAAGUGUGUACUUUCUGGACCUCCACAACUGGAAAAAUACAUAGAAGCAAUCAAAAUAUUUUCUGGUCCGUUGAAAGGAAUAGACCUGGCUGUGCGGCCCCACUCUGCACCAGAAUACAAGGAUGAAACCAUGACAGUUCACCAAGUCCCCAUAUAUAGUGAACAGAGAUGUGGGGAACAUCAGCUAUCAAAGAGCCCAGAAAGGUCUCUUCGCAGGUCCAGCCCAGAACAGUCUAUAGACUCAGGAUCAACUGAAAAUGAACAGCAUCUUCCAGAUGGCAAUGAUAUUAACCAGAAAAUAUAUGGGAGAGACCCUUCCUUGGUGGUAGCUUUUGUCUGUAAGCUUCACUUGAAGAAAGGCAACUUCUUGGUGCUCAAAGCGAAGGACCUGGGCCUUCCUGUUGGGACAGCUGCCAUUGCACCCAUCAUUGCUGCUGUGAAGGAUGGGAAGAGUGUCAUCUAUGAAGGAAAAGAGAUUUUGCCUGAAGAACUCUGUACGCCCCCAGAUCCUGGUGUUGCAUUUAUUGUGGUCGAGUGUCCAGAUAAAGGAUUUAUUCAGCCUAUCUCUGAGAAUGCCACCUUCAAGAGCUACCAAGGAAAGACUGAUACCCCUGUGGCCUUGGUGGUCCACAUAGCCCCAGAAUCUGUGCUCCUGGACAGCAGAUACCAGCAGUGGAUGGAGAGGUUUGGGCCUGACACUCAGCACUUGAUCCUGAAUGAGAAUUGUUCAUCAGUCCACAACCUUCGCAGCCACAAGAUUCAAACGCAGCUCAAUCUCAUCCAUCCAGACAUCUUCCCCCUGCUCACCACUUCCCAGAGUAAGGGGGAAGGCCCCGCCCUCUGUGUGCCCACAGUCCGGGGAGAAUGCCUCCUAAAGUACCAGCUGCGUCCCAGAAGGGAGUGGCAGAGGGACGCCGUUAUUACUUGCAAUCCCGACGAAUUCAUAGCUGAGGCCCUGGAGCUUCCCAGUUUCCAGGAGAGUGUGCAGGAGUAUAGAAGGAGCAUGCAGAACAGCCCAGCCCCUGCAGAGAAAAAAAGCCAGUAUCCAGAAAUCAUCUUCCUGGGAACGGGGUCUGCCAUCCCCAUGAAGAUUCGAAAUGUCAGCUCCACGCUUGUCAACCUAAGCCCUGACAAGUCCCUGCUACUGGAUUGUGGUGAAGGCACGUUUGGGCAGCUGUGCCGUCAUUACGGAGAUCAAGUGGACAGGGUCCUGGGCACACUUGCUGCUGUGUUUGUAUCCCACCUGCAUGCAGACCACCAUACGGGUUUGCUGAAUAUCCUGUUGCAGAGAGAGCGUGCUCUGGUUUCUCUGGGAAAGCCAUUCCACCCUUUGCUGGUGGUAGCCCCCACCCAGCUCAGGGCCUGGCUGCAGCAGUACCACAACCAGUGCCAGGAGGUGCUCCACCAUGUCAGUAUGAUUCCUGCAAAAUGCCUUCAGAAAGGGGCUGAAGUCAAUAAUCCCACAGUUGAAAAACUGAUUAGGUUGCUGUUGGAAGCUUGUGAUUUGGAAGAGUUUCAGACGUGCCUGGUCCGACACUGCAAGCAUGCUUUUGGCUGUGCACUGGUGCACACGUCUGGCUGGAAAGUGGUCUAUUCAGGGGACACAAUGCCCUGUGAGGCUCUGGUCCAGAUGGGGAAAGAUGCCACCCUCCUGAUACAUGAAGCCACUCUGGAGGACGGCUUGGAAGAAGAAGCAGUGGAAAAGACACACAGCACUACCUCCCAAGCCAUUGGCGUGGGGAUGCGGAUGAACGCGGAGUUCAUCAUGCUGAACCAUUUCAGCCAGCGUUACGCCAAGAUCCCCCUCUUCAGCCCGGACUUCAAUGAGAAAGUGGGAAUCGCCUUUGACCAUAUGAAGGUCCGUUUUGGUGACUUUCCAACCAUGCCCAAGCUGAUUCCCCCACUUAAAGCCCUGUUUGCUGAUGACAUUGAGGAGAUGGUGGAGCGCAGAGAGAAGAGGGAGCUGCGGCUGGUGCGAGCAGCCCUCCUGUCCCAGGAGAAGGCAGGCCACUCUGAAGACAGGGGAUCCCAGCAGAAACGUGCCCAGACAGAAGAGCUGCAGAGCCCACAGAGUAAGAAGGUCAGAGCCUAGCAAAGGUCUGGGAACACCCUGUACUCUAAAGGCUGGGUCUUCUGCCCUGUGUGGCACCCACUCUCCUUAUCCUGGUGAGAGCCAGAGAGCAUGAUCAGCCAGGAGGCAGCUCUGGAUGGGCGUGUGGCGGCAUGCUGUGGCCUGGGCUCCGGGAUAAACACCAGUCUGCAAGAUGCGUCCUGUGACUCAUGCCUGGCAUGGCCUUGGAACAGAAGGCUGCUAAACAGAAGAAAGCUGGUGCAACUAGAAUUCUAAUGCAAGUUGGUUUUUAAGGAAGUCAUAUGGAAACAGCACCCCUCACCUGCUCCAGCAAAGUGGUUCCCUCUGCAAAUCAGAGAUAAGCCAAGUGACGGGUGACAUUGGGUUUAGGUAUUCCAGACUCAAAGCAUAGUGUUUCCAGAGAAUCAGAUGCAAUAAAGAUUGAGUUUGGAAUCCAGAGUUCUUCGCUUCGUUCUAGUGCUGCCUCAGAGGAGGGUCUUCUGCGUGCCAAGUACCCAGUAUGCCCAGGAAAGCUAGAGUGGUAGGAGAACCUUUCUGCCUCCAGGGGGAGCCACCACUUCUCAAUAGCUAAGUCUUGACAAAAGCUCAGCUAUAUAAGCUUGUAGCUGGGGCUUCAAACAUUUAUUGAGCGCCUGGCCAUGACAGAGGAACAGGGGGUCUAAAUCUCAUUGUUCUGGCUAAAAGUAGAGAUGAUCAAUUUGUUCUCUCUUGCUCAUGAUGAGAAUCACUCUUUGCCCUUAAAACUUAAAAAAUGUCACAUCAGGCUGGCUUCCUUGACAUCCUUGUGGAAUUUCAAAACACAGGUUAGCACUUGAAACUAGUAUUUAUAUACUAAUUUUAAAGCUCAAUCUAGUAUUUAUAUCCUCUCCCUACCUUUAAAAACAGGUGACAGUGAGAAAGGCAGCAAGGACUUGGCCUUUCCUGUUGGUGACCUUCAGACUUCUUCCUGAUGCAGCAGGAGAGAUUGAUAGCUGCCCCACAGCUUUAUUAUUAAAGAGAGAACAUAUGCCAAGCUCAGGGAUAAUAAAUCUAUUUUAAUAACAUUACUUUUGACAACAAUUUGUACAUGUAUUUAAAGAGACCCCUCAACUCCCGGGCUCCAUUACAAACUGGGGGUUGAACUGCCCUUGCCAGGAAGUGAGCAAAGCUGUAACAUCAAAAGUCUGCAAAUCCCACUCUCAGAGAAGGGUGACUUUACACUGUUGGGAAAAAUAACUAAGCAUUUAAAUUUUUCAUUGUACACCUGUACAUCAGUUUUGAUUGAAUGGCUCAAAUUAAACAAAUAUAGAUUUCAUAUAUACAAAUAUUAUAUCAUGUAUAGGUAUAUUAUAUCUAUUUUAAAAGGAUAAAAUUUGAAACUUUGACUGCAUGCAUGGCCCAGAUCUGUUUCUCACUCCCUUAAUC